GAAAGGUAGUGAAGGGAGUGCGAAUCAAUGUGUGCUGGCAAUCUGAUUCUAGAGGUGUAACUUGUGUGGGAGAACAGUGAAAUGUGUUUCUUUUUCCAGGAGUCUGGAGUAUUCGUUUAGCUUCCCAGCGCAGGACGCCCAUGACUCUACUCGGCACGUUAAUGAGCAUCAGCCUGACUCCAAGCUCAACUCUGCAGACCUGCGUUAUCACGGCCCAAGUUCACUCGCAACCCAUCAACCUUCCUGCAGAUUCCAGGCGAGUCUGCACAUAACCAUUGAGCACCAGUACGUGCCUGACUUCACUCCAUUGUUCCUCAUCACCUCUGCAGAUGCAGCAAUGGAAACUUGCUGUAAAGAGAACAGCGGACUGAAAGGAGACUGACUGAAUCCUGUGUAAUAAUGGAGGAUGAUGGUGUUGAUGCACAUUCUACGAGGUCACCCGUCCCGGAGAACACCAUGGUGCAAAGCAGACAGGGUUACUGUGCCUGCUGCCAGGUGCUCUAUACUAAUCUGGAACAGCACCUCCAGACCAACAGGCACAAGCAGUUUUCCAGCGAGUCCAGACGUCCGGUCAUGGCUAAAAGCCUAUUGGAGCGCUUCCUGCAGGAUGUCAUACAGUACCAUCCCUCCAGAUAUAAUGACACUAGGUCGACCUAUGUAGACCUGCCAUUGGUUUGUGCCCCGCUCGUUCCCAAAAACGACCUCGCAGAUGUGCACUUGUAUCAAGAGGACCAGGAGAUUGUGGGGACCAGGGAGGAAUUGCCCAGCACAGAUGUGUCAAUCCCAUUGACACCCACCCAGGUCAGGAACACCCCUGCAAGUUGUACCCAGGUCAAAGAGUGCACCAUAACUUCACCAGACAUCAGAGAAACUGUGGCAGAACAAACCACUUUUCUAAACCCUACCUACGCAAGUGGUAACUUUGGGCCUUGCAAAUCAGUGGCCAGGAAGGAAAACCCUACGACUUUCACAGUGUGUAAAAGGCCACCAUUGAGAGGACAAAAGGAGGGUGAGAUACCCAUUGUCCUGAGCCUUCCCUCCCACUGUAAACCAAACUGCACCCCAAGGAGUUCCACAUCUGCUCAAGCCAGCUUUCCUCAGGUCACCUCAGAUCAUUCUUUUAGGGUUUCCAAGUACCACAAGGUUAAUACUCAGGGAAGGAUAGUGGCAUCUCUUUCUCAACUCAGGGAGUCCCUAGCGACCAGCAGCCGGCUCUGCACUUUGGGCCUGGGCCAGGCCAAUGGAAGCGGGCUGCACAGCAGGAGCACUGGCUGCCCAGUAGAAUCGGACAAGUUAAGGACACUGGAAAGGGGGGAGGACAUGAUCCUGGAGACCAUCGAGCGGGUCAUCCGCAACUACUGCGACCAACCCCAGCCGCAGGUGGGCGAGGGCGAUCGGUCGGUGGGUGCGAUGAAAGAAAGGGCCACGUCGUCCCAACUCGAGGGACAAAGGCAAACGGCGGCAAGAGGCUUGGAGAGUAGCCCACCAGACAGCAACAAGCUUCCUGAAGUUGAUUGCAUUUAUAAGCUGAGUGACAAACUUCGUACAUUCGAGGGGAGCCCCGUAAAGGUUUCCAAAAGACCUAGCAUAAAGAAGAAGCUCUCGCCAAGCUUCCUGCAGGAAAAUAAUCCUGCAGGGCCGCAUGAGGACACCGGGCAAGACGUGGAGAGCUUUGGCUCCAUCGGCAGUCAGUUGGGGCGGCUGAAGUCCAGCAGCAGCUCGGAUUGGGACGCUCCACUGAAGUUGGAGAAAGUGCGCUCCAAAAUAGCAGCCAAGGAUUUGGAAGCGCUGACAGACACUCGCGUCACCUUAGAAGACGACAGUUACAAAACACGGCUCAGCUCGGUGCUGCAUUUCCCCCCGGCCGUCAAUGGGCACACAGAGGAGGCCAAUGUGGCUGAUUCGGAGACCUUGGCGAAACGGGAGGCAAGCGAGGAAACGGGCAAGCUGCCCUACAUCCCUAAGUCCUUUGCCGGCAAGACGUGGUCGGAGAUCAUGGCGGAAGACGACCUGAAGGUGGAUGCUCUGGUAAAGGAGUUCCGGGAGGGGCGCUACCUGUGCUACUUUGACAGCGAGUCUUUGACCAACCACGGGAAGAAGCAAAGGAAGAAGAGACGAUCCGACACCAAGGACGCUUCCAAGACGACCUCCAAGCUCACGGCCGCGAGCAGCCAGGACGUACCUAUGCUCGCUGGCCUGCCGCCCCUGCCCGAUGCCAGCGAGGACACGGACGACGGGUGCUGCCUGCCCGCCGUCGGUCCCCAGCACCGACCGGCCACCCCAGGCCAGAGUCCCGAGCUGCGCUCCUUCCGCCUGGCCUCCAGGUGCCAGGUGGUCAAAGUCAGUCACGGUACUCAGACCAGCGAGCUCCGGUACCCGGCGCUCAAGAGGAAGUCCAGACGGGACGAGGCGGCGGCGGCGGCGGAGGAGGGGACGGCGGUGGCACAGUCCGCUCCGCGAGAAGGUGAGGAGAUGUCCGAGGUGAAGACCAGGCUGUGCUCCUUGCGUUUGCCAGACUCCUACAGCAAGAUCCUGAGCCCUGUGCAGCCCAGGACCAUCAUCUACGUGCUCUCCUCCCCUGACCUGUCCCCGGGGGCGGGGGAGCUGUCUGCCGACCCCCACCCCCACCCCCCGCCGCCCGGGGUCGGGAGCGGCCGGAAGACCCCCAAAGCGUUGGAGGACACCAGGUACACGUACAAGAAGUCGCCGGUCAAGUACUACGACCCGACGACCAACCGGAUCGUGAAGUCGCCGCCGCGGGGCCUUCUCUUGGCCAAAAUCUGCCGCUCGCCUCACCACGUGCGCAAACUCUUCCGCAGCCUCAGCCCCGACAUCAACGUGGAGAGGCCGCCGGGCGGCUCCCGGCCCGGGUCUCGGGAGAGAGGCGGCGGCGGAGGCGGCGGACAGUCUACCUGCAGCACCGUCCCCACCUCCACCUCCUCGGUAGCGGCCGUGUGGCCCGACAUCGUGAGGAUGAAGGAGCGAGUGCGCCGUGAAGCGGCGGCGGCGGCAGAGACGGGGAGCGGCGGCGAGGCCCCGGCGGGCCUGAGCCCGUCAGGCGAGGCCGAGGUGGAGGCCAAACCCAGGAGCCUGGUCUUGUCGCCCAUCAGGAAGCGGGUGUCCGGGGCCCCGUCCGGCUCCGACCCCGUCCUCGGCCCCAGGAGCCGGGCGGCCACCGAGAAGGAGAACCCGCGGGCGCCCCGGGCCCGGCGGCGGCAGGGAGCCGGGGGUCUGCACAACCCGCGGGGGGCCUCGUCCCGCGGCGGCGGCGGCGGCUCCUCCUCGGGCGCCUCCUCCUCGCCGCCGGGGAUGGUGGUGUGCGGUGGCGGAGGCGGGGACCAGGCCUCGCCCACCCCGGGCUCCAGCCCGGCCGAGGAGGAGGAGGAGGAGGAGAGGUCCUCGCGGGGGAAGGUGCUCCGGGCGGCCGUCAUCUCGGCUGACAGAGCGAGUGAGACUGAGGGUGAGGGCGGCGGCGGCGGUCCGGCAGCGAGAGCGGCCUCGGGCAGGAAGGAGAACGCCGCCCAACAACAGCAUCAGCGGCGGCGGAGAGGAAAACGCAACAGCGCGCGGAAGAGGAACAGCAGUUUUAAAAGAAACCAAAAACAAAAGUGA
Callorhinchus milii (elephant shark) is the source of this 3612-nucleotide messenger RNA. It is a transcript of the gene zdbf2, whose product is annotated as zinc finger, DBF-type containing 2. The coding region runs from base 400 to 3612 and encodes 1070 amino acids. The transcript has 7 exons. The record is from RefSeq and is a predicted model, not a curated record. Gene Ontology annotation, molecular function: nucleic acid binding; zinc ion binding. Lineage: Eukaryota; Metazoa; Chordata; Chondrichthyes; Chimaeriformes; Callorhinchidae. Gene Ontology annotation, biological process: epigenetic programming of gene expression; genomic imprinting.